Messenger RNA from Thalassophryne amazonica, 1774 nucleotides. RefSeq names its product actin alpha 2, smooth muscle (gene acta2). Lineage: Eukaryota; Metazoa; Chordata; Actinopteri; Batrachoidiformes; Batrachoididae. The transcript is spliced from 9 exons. The record is from RefSeq and is a predicted model, not a curated record. The coding region runs from base 221 to 1354 and encodes 377 amino acids.
UAAGGAAGGGAGCAGGGGAGUGAUGGAGGGAUGUGGAGGAGGAGGCAGUUCGGGCCAUGUUUGGGAUGGAGAGAUGGAUGAAGGAGGAGGAUGGUUGAUAAAAUCAGUCUGAGGAGUCCACAGUCCCACUUGUGUCCUCCCCCCACGUCUCAGCAGGCCCUACACUGCCACGUGUGAGUCAGUGUCGUAGUGUUGCCCACCCACAGCGCCCCUUGCAGUCAUGUGUGAUGAAGAGGAGAGCACCGCUCUGGUGUGCGAUAAUGGCUCUGGACUCUGUAAGGCUGGGUUCGCUGGCGAUGACGCCCCCAGAGCUGUUUUCCCCUCCAUCGUGGGCCGUCCCAGGCACCAGGGAGUGAUGGUGGGUAUGGGGCAGAAGGACAGUUACGUUGGGGACGAGGCUCAAAGUAAAAGAGGAAUCCUGACCCUGAAGUACCCCAUCGAACACGGCAUCAUCACCAACUGGGAUGACAUGGAGAAGAUUUGGCAUCAUUCCUUCUACAACGAGCUGCGAGUGGCUCCAGAGGAACAUCCCACUUUGCUGACAGAGGCGCCGCUCAACCCCAAAGCCAACCGUGAGAAAAUGACACAGAUCAUGUUUGAAACCUUCAAUGUUCCCGCCAUGUAUGUGGCCAUCCAGGCCGUCCUGUCACUGUACGCCUCCGGACGAACCACCGGUAUCGUGUUGGACUCUGGUGACGGCGUCACCCACAACGUGCCGAUCUAUGAGGGCUACGCUCUGCCUCAUGCCAUCAUGAGGUUGGAUCUGGCGGGUCGUGACCUUACUGACUACCUCAUGAAGAUUUUGACCGAGCGAGGCUACAGCUUCGUCACCACCGCUGAGAGGGAAAUCGUUCGUGACAUCAAAGAGAAGUUGUGCUACGUGGCUUUGGACUUUGAGAAUGAGAUGGCCACCGCCGCCUCCUCAUCCUCUCUGGAGAAGAGCUACGAGCUGCCUGACGGACAGGUCAUCACCAUCGGCAACGAGAGGUUCCGUUGCCCCGAGACGCUCUUCCAGCCAUCCUUCAUCGGUAUGGAGUCAGCUGGCAUCCAUGAGACGACCUACAACAGCAUCAUGAAGUGUGACAUCGACAUCCGUAAGGACCUGUACGCCAACAACGUGCUCUCUGGCGGCACCACCAUGUACCCGGGCAUUGCAGACCGCAUGCAGAAGGAGAUCACCGCACUGGCACCCAGCACCAUGAAGAUAAAGAUUAUUGCCCCCCCUGAGAGGAAGUACUCUGUGUGGAUUGGCGGAUCCAUCCUGGCCUCCCUGUCCACCUUCCAGCAGAUGUGGAUCAGUAAGCAGGAGUACGACGAGGCCGGACCCAGUAUUGUCCAUCGCAAGUGCUUCUAGAAAGUUUGGUUCGGGUCUCAGCCUUCUUUCAAAUACCCUGCACGGUCUUAGCUUUAGCCCCAGCACAAGCUAAUGGGCCCAGGUCACAAAGACCCCCAACAUAAAGUAUUUGGUAUUAAAAAUGUUUUUUAAGACACAUUAAAAAUAGAAGUGAUGACAUCUUUAGUAUGUUUUGGGGGAUCUGAACCUUAAAUCUGAAUCUAAAACUGUGAACAUGGUGCUUCUCUACCUGUGGCUCCACCCCAUCCACCAUUUUGAUUGUUUCUUUUCAAAAUGUGUAUUUGAAUAUUGACAACCAAAGGUUGAAUGUGACCUUCAUGAUGUCAGAGCUGUUGAAGUAGAGAAUUAUGGGCACGUCAUGGUGCAUUUUCGCUUUGGAAACCUGUAAUGAAUAAUAAAUAAAAAGCUCUGAUACGACAA